AUUGGCAACUCAUUUCCUUUGCACAAUCAGCAAGCUCAACAAGCCUAAUAGAGCUGUCGAUAGGAUUUUUGACAAGAAUAAUUUGAUUUCAAUAUAUAGGCAAACCACGGGGGUUAAAUAUUAAGUCAUGUUGACUCCACCUGAGCAAUUUGGUAUUGUCGAGCCAGGACUUUACCGUUCAGACACGCUACACCCAUCCCAUUUUCCAUUUAUCCGCUCACUCAACCUCAAAACCGCUAUUCUUCUUACACCAGAGCUUCCUUCGCGUGCCAUGUCUAAUUUUUUUGAAGAGAAUCAAAUCCGUCUUAUUGAUUUAGCACUAGGAUCAUGGAAGAAUAAUAUGUCCAACAAUAGCAUUAGUAACAAUAGCAAUAAUAAUAAUAGUAACAACAAUGCUGCUGAUGGACAAGGAAUAGGGGAAGCAGUUAGUGGGUCUGGAGCUGGAGCUGGAACUGGAACUGGGACCGGAAGCGGUGGAGCAUUGGCAAUAGCAGGAGGGGGUACUAAUGUCACGUUGACAACACCUUCAGUUCCCGCAGCGCCUUUCCAAACUAGCUGGUGGAAACCAUUAAGCGAAGAACUAAUCAAAGAUGGUCUGGAGAUGGUUUUGGAUGCCAAAAAUUACCCCAUCAUCGUCAUGGAUACAUCUGGUAUUCAUGAGAUUGGAACAUUUAUGGGAUGUCUGCGUCGACUACAGCAUUGGAAUUUUAGUUCGAUCAUUGUGGAGUAUCGUGCGUAUGCAGGAAGUAAGGCACGAUAUGUUAAUGAGCAAUUCAUAGAGUUGUUUGAUAUUGAUUGGAUCACCUUGCCAGAAUGUCUGCCAACAUGGUGGAUUGAACAGGAACAGAUGUGGGUAUGUUUUCAAAAACCUUUUUCUAUCAUUUUUUUAUCUUUUUGAUGAUAUGGUGGUUUGAACUUGAAUAUGGAAGAGCUUCAAUUCAUUUACAACUUUAAAAUUGAUAAAAAUGGUGAUAGAGAGAAGAAGAAGAAGAGAGAGAGUUGCAGUU
This is a messenger RNA of Lobosporangium transversale, 1007 nucleotides long. RefSeq names its product tyrosine phosphatase family-domain-containing protein. Bases 128 to 898 code for a protein of 256 amino acids. The transcript is spliced from 2 exons. Gene Ontology annotation, molecular function: phosphatase activity. The record is from RefSeq and is a predicted model, not a curated record. Lineage: Eukaryota; Fungi; Mortierellomycota; Mortierellomycetes; Mortierellales; Mortierellaceae.